UCAGACCGCAAUAAUAAAAAGCUUCUUAGUUUUUUUCCUCUUUACAAAUUUUUUUUUUUAUAAAAACAGAGCCGUACUGAUACGCUAUCCCCUCCAUUAAAGAUCUUCUUCUCGUCCCUUCUCUCUCUCUGCUUCACUCUCUUUCACUGCCCCUUUUCCUUCUCCAACAAUUAUCUCCCGUAUCUUUUUUAUUUUGCUUUUUAAGCUUUUACUUCCUUCAUGCGGGAACAACUUCUAUACAGAGAAAGCCAUGCAGAGCAGCUUCAGGCCUGCUUCUUUUAAUCCUGAUCUCUAUGCCCACUCUUCCUUCUUUUUCAGAGAUGAUGGUAGCCGAAACCAGACGCGUUUUGCGGAUCUUGGAGAGCUUGAUCACUCCGCCACCGCUUUUCAUCAAGAUGAUGCUGUUGAUUUAAGCCCAAGCUCCUUGUUCAGUUUAAAGUCCAGCAAUGUCUCUGCUAUUUCCAAUAAUAUGCACUAUGGGACCUUAAACACGAGCGUUGGGUCGGCAGAUAUAAUUUCAACAGGAACAGGGUGUUUGGACACGGGGCAGUUCAUGUACCAGAAGGGGACAACGGUUGGUGCCCCGCUGGGAAAUGGACAUAUCGAGAACUGGGGCGAUUCAGGGAUAGCAGAUAACAGCCAACAAACUGACACUUCCACAGAUGUUGAUACUGAUGACAAAAACCAGUUUUAUGGAGUUCAGCAAGGAGCACUGGUAGCCAUUGAUUCUAUGGAUCAAUCCAAGGCAAAAGCUGGUGACCAAAAGACACUUCGGAGGCUGGCGCAGAAUCGAGAAGCUGCUAGGAAAAGUCGACUAAGGAAGAAAGCAUAUGUUCAGCAGCUUGAGAACAGUCGCCUCAGGCUUACACAACUAGAGCAAGAACUUCAAAGAGCAACGCAACAGGGUAUCUUUAUUUCAACUGGGGCUACAGGGGAAUAUGGACACACAUUGACAGGAAAUGGGCCCUUAGCAUUUGACCUGGAAUAUGCACGCUGGCUUGAUGAUCAUCAACGUCUCAUAAAUGAACUACGAUCAGCCGUCAAUUCUCAUAUGGAUGAUAAUGAAUUGUGCAUUGUUGUGGAUGGGGUCAUGGCACAUUAUGAUGAAAUUUUCAGACUAAAGAGUAUGGGUGCCAAGGCUGAUGUCUUUCAUAUGCUUUCCGGCAUGUGGAAGACACCUGCUGAGAGGUGUUUCAUGUGGUUGGGUGGAUUUCGUUCAUCUGAACUUCUCAAGAUUCUUGGGAACCACCUCGAACCCUUGACAGAACAGCAAUUGAUGGGCAUUUGUAAUCUGCAGCAGUCCUCGCAACAGGCUGAAGAUGCCUUGUCUCAAGGAAUGGAAGCUCUGCAACAAUCUCUUGUAGAUACUCUUUCAUUUGCCAGUCUUGGUCCUUGUGGUUCAGGAAAUGUUGCCGACUACAUGGGCCAAAUGGCAAUUGCAAUGGGCAAGCUUGCUACGCUAGAGAGCUUCCUUCACCAGGCUGACCUUUUGAGGCAACAAAUUCUGCAACAAAUGCAUCGAAUUUUGACCACACGACAAGCUGCUCGUGCUCUUCUAGUUAUAAGUGAUUACACUUCACGACUUCGGGCACUUAGUUCUUUAUGGUUAGCUAGGCCGAGGGAUUGACAUCUUUUCUUAACAUGCAAGUAAUUUCUCCUAAAUGGUUAUUUUUGCCUAUAUUCUGGCCUCGAACAAGUCAAUCGUGAUGCAGCAGAAAAUUGCCUGAUAGUUUUUCUGCUAUAAUGGUUUGCCAGUUGUCCUUUUAACUUUUUAUUGGCUUACAGAUGUCUUUGUCAAAAGAAAAGGAAAAAAAUCUUUGUAUAUCGCGGAGCGACUAGGAAAAGCUUUUUACUUAAUUAGGUAGCUGUAUAAGGGGUGAUUAUCCGUGUCUAUUUUGGCAUGUAUGUACUAGCCUUAUAAGUUUAUAAUCUUAUUAGCCAAGUACAACAAAUUUGCAGUAACUAGCAAAUAACUCUAUGCGUGUUAAAUUGACUGG
This is a messenger RNA of Carica papaya (papaya), 1997 nucleotides long. It is a transcript of the gene PAN, whose product is annotated as bZIP transcription factor family protein. Gene Ontology annotation, biological process: regulation of DNA-templated transcription; DNA-templated transcription. NCBI's taxonomy places the organism in Eukaryota, Viridiplantae, Streptophyta, Magnoliopsida, Brassicales, Caricaceae. Gene Ontology annotation, molecular function: sequence-specific DNA binding; DNA-binding transcription factor activity. The record is from RefSeq and is a predicted model, not a curated record.